Babesia bovis T2Bo is the source of this 1451-nucleotide messenger RNA. Its product is annotated as MT-A70 family protein. Gene Ontology annotation, molecular function: mRNA binding. The transcript has a single exon. The record is from RefSeq and is a predicted model, not a curated record. The coding region runs from base 20 to 1366 and encodes 448 amino acids. Lineage: Eukaryota; Apicomplexa; Aconoidasida; Piroplasmida; Babesiidae. Gene Ontology annotation, cellular component: nucleus; RNA N6-methyladenosine methyltransferase complex.
AUUUCGUAAUAUCGCAAAAAUGACAGAUCAUAGCAAGAAGGAUAGCGAUGCCAAGGCAGCAAUGCCGUUUAAUCCCAUGGUUAUGAACAUGAUGCCCGGAGGAGUGCUUCCUCCGUUUCCAAUGAACGGACCAUUUCCUCCCGCGAUCCUAAUGCAAGGUGCCCCGAAUGCAAAUAAGAAACGAGUGAGAUCACGACGCAAGGGUGAUAACGGAAUGCGUCGUGGUAUGGAUGCAGGAGCAACUACUGCUGAAUCGGAUACUAGGACAGACAACAAAAGAGCUGAUAAAAGGUCGUUCAUAGCAACACGUGGUAGAGAACGUGUACAAAACGAUUACAACCAGAGGUUUGUUGACACUGGAGAACGACCGCAAAAUUUUGUUCGAGACGUUGGUGAAGGUAAGCGCUUUGGCGAAUACCCGAAGCUUGACCGAUUAUCAAACCUUAAACGUGAAAUAAUAACCAAGCGUGCAACUCCAGCGAGGUAUAUAAGCGCCGAUCUGCGCACAUUUGACUUUGAUAGUCUACGCGUCUUAUUCGACGUGGUUCUCAUCAACCCGCCCUGGCGUACACCGCGCAUGAAAGCGUUGAAACAAAAUUUUGGUUGGACACUGGACGAUUUAAUAGAACACGUUCCAGUCGACAAAAUAGUCGACGCUAUGUCCUUCUGCUUUAUAUGGUGUGAUUACUACUCACUGGACGAUGCCCGUGCGGCGUUGCGCCAUUGGGGCUUCAGAAAGUGCGAAGAUAUUUGCUGGCUAAAGACUAACGCUACUUGGAGUAACACAAACGCGGACAGCGCAUUCAAAAUGCGCAACAAUGCCCCCGGAGAACACCAGGGGCUGCUUCACAAAACUACUGAACGAUGCUUAGUUGGAUUGCGAGGACCCAUACGCCGUAACGAAGAUGAUUACUUUGUGCACUCCAACCUGGAUACCGAUGUGAUAAUAGCAGAGGAACGUGACCCACGUGAAAGUCUAGAGAUGGAGCUGAACCUGCGCAUAAACGAUAACGAAGAUAUCCAGAUGCAAAUGGAUCGAUACCUUACCAAAAAAAACACCAAGCCGCAAGAAAUAUUUGACAUAAUCGACCGCUUUUGCCUGGGUAGGCGGAAAUUAGAGUUGUUUGGCAGCGACGAUAGCAUUCGUAACGGAUGGGUCACCGUAGGACCUGCAGUAACCAGUACCAACUACAACGCCGAUGAAUUGCUCAAGUGGACCAGUGGAAAUGGAUGCUGGCCCCAAGUACAGGACCACCGUGGCGGCCGCUUGAUGGGCACUUCAGAGGAAAUUGAAAACCUGAGGCCCAAAUCACCUGCAAAGCUAACAGGGAAGGAAGCAGCUGAAUCACGCGAUAACAUGGUGUAAUGUAGUACCUAUUGCAAAGAGUUGAUCCACUGUGAAUACCUUUUUUAGUAACACACAUGGUAUAAUGCUUCUCUACUGCCCCAUC